Messenger RNA from Brassica oleracea var. oleracea, 881 nucleotides. RefSeq lists its product as uncharacterized. NCBI's taxonomy places the organism in Eukaryota, Viridiplantae, Streptophyta, Magnoliopsida, Brassicales, Brassicaceae. The coding region runs from base 9 to 881 and encodes 290 amino acids. The transcript has 3 exons. The record is from RefSeq and is a predicted model, not a curated record.
CUGCAAAAAUGAACAAUGGUAGCUCCCCAAAAUCUCAGGAUAAAUCACAGAAGAUGAAGAAAUCGAAGAAACUCAAUGAGGACUCUGAUAAGGAGACCGUGGAAAGCAAGCAAGUUCCAGAGAAUGAGAAUCCGAAAACAGAUGCCAAAGAAGAAGAAGGAUCUCAGGAAGCUUCAGACAAGAAAGACAAAAAGGAGAAAGUUCCAGAGAAUGAGAAUCCUAAGACAGAAGCCGAAGAAGAUAAAGGAUCUCAGGAAGCUUCAGACAAGAAGGAUAAGAAGGAGAAGGGCGUCGGUCGCUGCAAAAAAUGCAAAGCUAAAGCAAAGAUGAUGAAGAAGAAACUCAAAGAGGAGGCUGAUGGAGAGGAUGAGAAACAAAAACAGAACACAGAGAAGGGGGAUCCGAAAACAGAUACCAACGAGGAAAAAGGAACUUCAGAUGUGAAAGAUAAAAAGGAGUCGAGCAUCAUAACAUGGCGACACAAGAGUACAAAGAAAGACAAGAGUCAUGGCAAAAACUUGUGCAGCGUCAACCCUCCCUAUCAAACCGCUAGGUCUAUGUACCACGGUCCACCCAACCUUUCAAACCCGUGGAACAUGUACGCACCACCGAGAGUUUUGUAUCCAGCAUUUGCAAAGGGGCCAAUGUAUGGACAAUGUGCUGGUGGUGGUGGUGGUCCGUUUCAACCAUACCAAACCAUGAAUCCAGCAGCUGCAAUGUACAGAGGUGCUAUAAUGUCACCAUAUCCUCCUAUGGCAGCUAUGUAUCCUCCCUAUUGGCAAAGCAGACCGUUAACAGAUGCUAAUCCUAUCACACGUUACACUACCUACCGAGACAACUACACUACCCACCGAAACAACUACUCUUACUUCUUUAUCUAA